UUUCGUUAAUCUCUUUCUUUUGCGACCCCUAUUGAAAAUGAUUUAAUUUGAAGGGUAAUAUCUAAUUUUUAAAAAUCACACAUGCUGUUCCAGAGUCUGUUGACUAUCAAUAGUUGUUUUAAUUUAUGAGUUAGUUCACGCCAAUAUUAGUGAUGAUAUCUGGCAAAUUCAAUUCAUAUCUGUAUUUAGCAACUUCCCCUAGUUGAACUACAUAUAUUAUUCCAGGGGUUAGGGGUGGGGAUUGAAGGAGUGAAUAAACUCUCGGAAUAAGUGUAGGGCAGCCCAAUAGCCCAUCACUGUUUUCAGUUCUCAGAAGGCUUUGUUUGGAAUUUUGAGAUUCAAUAUAUAUGUAACUAAGUGAAUUAUGAUGGAAUAACUCAGUAUUAAAAAUAAGUUUUCAGACUGUUACGGGGGCACUAAGUGCCACUUGUUAAAGUUUUAGAGCUCCUGAAUGUCUCAAGCAUGCUAAGUAUGCUGGCAGAGGACUUUAUAAGGGAACACACGUUCUCCUUACGCCAGACAUUCAUCCCAUCAAGGGAAAAAUCCUGAAACAAUGCUUUGAAGUGUGACUUCAGCAAUAUCUUUCCUAUGCAAACUUAGGAGCUGUGGAAUGGCAGCCUGGAAUCUUUUCAACAGCCCCUGAUAAGUCAGACAAUUAAAAUCUGUGUAACUAGAAUGCAGAUGCAGGACAGUUUUAUCAUGAAUGCCUGAAAUUAGUUGAUUUUUUAAUAUGAUAGAAGAAGGAAGUUGAUUUUUUUUUUUAAGUUAUAAAUCCUUGCUGAAUAAUGACUGAACACUCCUGUGGAUAAGGCAGUUUCCAAGUGUCAGUGACAGGCUUUGGGGAGAUAUAAAAGUUGUAAAAACAGGUGUUCUUGCCCUUGGGACAAGGGUGAUGUUGGGGAAGGCAGUAUGUAAAUGAGAAAGCAGACUAUUAUAAGCUUUAACAUUUAAGAAAAAACAUAUAAACAAAACCAAGUUUAAUGUGCUACAAAUGAAGUAUGUAGAGACUAGAAAAUUCGAAGUAACAAAGUAUGAAUGAAGUAAAUUAGGGAAGAUUUCUGAGUCAGUAAAAUUUGAAAUGGACUUGGGAGGCUAUGGAUUAGAGUCAUAAUGAGGCAUGGGCUAUGGAGUUAGAUGAUCUUGGUUCAACUUGUGGUUCUACUUUUUACUAAUGUGACCUUGGGCAAUUUACUUCUCCAUCCUUAUCUAUAUAAUAGGUGUGAGCAUUCCAAUAAAUAAAAUAAUUAUUCUGUGUUAGGAGUAAAAGGAGAUAAAAGAUCUUCUGGGCAGAAAGUAUAGAAUGUACAGUGUGCAAUGAUGGUAUGAAUGACUAAGUUGUGUUUGUGGGGAGAAUAAAUGAGAAUGACUGGAGAGAAUGUGGGUUGGUCAAGUCAUGGGUAGAGCAGGCGAGAGGGUGGCGGGGACUCAGAUGGAUGCCAGACUCUGUUGGGUGUUGAUGAAAGGGUCAAUAGAGUCAUUGUAGGUCCUUGAACAAAGGAUGGAUUUAAUGAGAAGUAUUGAGCCCUCUGAUCCAAGAACUCAGGGACAAGGAGUCAGGCACUGGUAAAUUGUGACUCUCCUACUUCUCUUCUGGACCAUCCUGGCCUAAAGAGAUCAGCCAGGAGACAUAAGAUUCCUUGUAGAAAUUUUUGUAUUUACACACCUUACUCACUAUGUUGAGCUCUGCUUGUGACUGUCUGAUGUUGUACCAACCUGUGGGGAAGUCUCAAGGCUAUGUCUGGAUUCUCUUCAAGAGCUUAUGGUGGAGGCCUGAAUUUUGAUCUAUGUCCUCCCUACAUCAGCUGCCUGAAAGUACUUAAUGAUCACAUGACCCUGGACAUGGAUGCUGUCCUGUCAGAUUUUGUCCGUUCCACAGGAGCAGAGCCAGGGUUGGCCCGAGAUCUCCUGGAAGGAAAGAAUUGGGAUGUGAGCGCCGCCCUCAGUGAUUUUGAACAGCUACGUCAGGUCCAUGCUGGGAACCUGCCCCCACCCUUUAGUGAGGGGAGUGGUGGCUCCAGGACCCCUGAGAAAGGGUUUUCUGAUAGAGAGUCUACUCGCCCUCCCCGACCCACCCUACAGCGGCAAGAUGACAUCGUUCAAGAAAAACGCCUGUCUAGGGGCAUCUCCCACGCCAGCUCCAGCAUUGUUUCCCUGGCCCGGUCCCAUGUCUCCUCCAAUGGUGGGGGUGGGGGGAGCAGUGAGCACCCCCUGGAAAUGCCCAUCUGUGCCUUCCAGCUUCCAGAUCUCACUGUGUACAAUGAAGACUUUCGCAGCUUCAUAGAGAGAGACCUCAUUGAGCAGUCCAUGCUGGUUGCCUUGGAGCAGGCAGGGCGUUUGAACUGGUGGGUGAGUGUGGACCCCACCUGCCAGAGGCUCCUUCCUUUGGCAACUACUGGAGAUGGAAACUGCCUCCUGCACGCAGCCUCUCUUGGGAUGUGGGGUUUCCAUGAUCGAGACUUGAUGCUACGGAAAGCUUUGUAUGCACUAAUGGAGAAGGGAGCGGAGAAGGAAGCAUUAAAACGGCGCUGGAGGUGGCAGCAAACUCAGCAGAAUAAAGAGUCAGGGCUGGUAUACACAGAGGAUGAGUGGCAGAAGGAAUGGAAUGAGCUGAUCAAGCUUGCCUCAAGUGAACCCCGCAUGCAUCUAGGUACCAAUGGAGCCAACUGUGGUGGGGUGGAGAGUUCAGAAGAGCCCGUGUAUGAGAGCCUAGAAGAAUUCCAUGUUUUCGUCCUUGCCCACGUGCUUAGGAGGCCCAUAGUUGUUGUGGCAGACACCAUGCUGAGGGACUCUGGCGGGGAAGCAUUUGCCCCUAUUCCCUUUGGGGGAAUCUAUCUGCCCUUGGAGGUUCCAGCCAGCCAGUGUCACCGCUCCCCUCUGGUGCUCGCCUACGAUCAGGCCCACUUUUCUGCACUUGUGUCCAUGGAACAGAAGGAGAAUGCCAAGGAACAAGCUGUGAUCCCACUUACAGAUUCAGAGCAUAAGCUGCUGCCCUUGCACUUUGCUGUGGACCCUGGAAAGGGCUGGGAGUGGGGCAAAGAUGACAAUGACAAUGUCCGAUUGGCCAGUGUAAUCCUGUCCCUAGAGGUCAAAUUGCAUCUGCUGCAUGGCUACAUGAAUGUGAAGUGGAUCCCAGUGUCCUCGGAUGCACAGGCUCCCCUGGCCCAGCCUGAGUCCCCGACAGCCUCAGCUGGAGAUGAGCCCCGGUCCACUCCUGAGUCUGGGGAAUCAGACAAGGAGUCAGUUGGCAGCAGUUCUGCCAGCAAUGAGGGCAGCAAGCGGAAAGAGAAGUCAAAACGAGACCGGGAAAAGGACAAGAAAAGAGCAGAUUCUGUGGCUAACAAACUGGGCAGCUUUGGCAAAACCUUGGGCAGCAAGCUCAAGAAGAACAUGGGAGGCCUGAUGCACAGCAAGGGUUCUAAGCCUGGAGGGAUGGGAACAGGGUCGGGGGUAAGCAGUGGCACUGAGACACUGGAGAAGAAGAAGAAAAACUCACUGAAGAGUUGGAAGGGUGGCAAAGAGGAGGCAGCUGGGGAUGGGCCUGUAACUGAGAAGCCCACAUCUGAGUCUGUUGGUAAUGGAGGGAGCAAGUAUAGCCAGGAGGUGAUGCAAAGCCUGAGCAUUUUGAGGAUUGCAAUGCAAGGGGAGGGGAAGUUUAUUUUUGUUGGAACCCUGAAGAUGGGUCACCGUCACCAAUAUCAGGAGGAGAUGAUCCAACGCUACCUUUCUGAUGCUGAGGAGAGAUUCCUGGCAGAGCAGAAGCAGAAGGAGGCAGAGAGGAAGAUCAUGAAUGGAGGGGUAGGGAGUGGGCCUCCUCCAGCCAAAAAGCCAGAGCCAGAUGGCGGGGAGGAGCUGCUGACUGCCCCUCCAGCAGAGUCCAAGGCGGUGGCAUUGUCUACUGGCUACCCUGGUGGCUUUACUAUCCCUCGACCUUCUGGGGGUGGAGUCCACUGCCAGGAGCCCCGGAGGCAGAUGGCAGGGGGGCCAUGUGGGGGGGGCCUGCCACCAUAUGCCACCUUCCCCAGACAGUGCCCUCCUGGGCGACCCUACCCCCAUCAGGACAGCAUCCCUUCUCUGGAGCCAGGCAGUCACUCCAAGGAUGGAGUUCACAGGGGUGCAUUGUUACCACCCCACUUCCGCGUGGCUGAUUCCUAUAGCAACGGCUACAGAGAGCCCCCUGAGCCAGAUGGAUGGGCUGGAGGUCCCCGGGGGCUUCCCCCAACCCAGACCAAAUGCAAACAACCGAACUGCAGCUUCUAUGGACACCCUGAGACAAACAACUUCUGCUCCUGCUGUUACAGGGAAGAACUGAGGAGAAGGGAACGUGAAUCGGGUGGGGAGCUGCUGGUGCACAGGUUCUGAAUGGGGAAACCCUGGAGGGCAAGGGGGCUAAACAAAGAAAGUUAAGCUCAAUUAAUUGGCUCAUAAGACCCAGCCUCCAUGUUGAUGGGGCAAAUGCAGUAAUGUUUGUGUGAACCUGGCCAGAAACUUUUAAGUGUGUAUGCUCUGGAGAACUGCCAGGCUGGCAAGAGCAGGUCAGGGCUGGAUGGUGGUGCCUCAAGGGCUCUACUGGUCCUUUGCCCAUCUUGACUUAAUGGUACUGAGGAGGUACAAGCGGGGAAAGAUGGUAAUUCUGUGUCAUAAUCCCUUGGGUCCAUCCCAGGACCUAAGGGAAAGUGUAAGGGAAGAUUUGAUGUGAGGGGGUGGGGAGGUGGGCAGAAGUCUGGGGGAGGAACUGGCAAAGGAGGUUCUCAGUCAAUAAAAGAAAAAAACAGACCAAAGUUCUUUUAGGUUGGAAAAAAGCACAUGGUGGUGGAGUUGGGAGUGUGGAGGGAAACUGGGAAAUUAGUCAAAUUUUCUAUUGAGUUGAAUUAAGGUAGAAAUUUAGUGUUGGAUAAAUUUUUCCUCUUGAAGGAUCUGGAAAGACAAGGCAGUAACGUGUGCUUAUGGAUGCUUAUUAGGAGGGGGCUGGCUUAAAUCAGUUUAGUGAGAUGGGAAAGGGAGAAACUUAAAAGGGGAAUCUUCUUCCUCUUGAGUUUGAUUUCCUUCUAAACAGCUAUCUGUCAUCCCUUCUAGUUCGAGAGGAGAUUGCCAAUUGCCCCCUAUCUUUUUCUCAUCCUUUUUGAGGGCUGAGCUAAGAAGGUUGUGAUUUUUUUUUAAGACUUUAAUUUUAUUAAAAAACAACAACAACAAAAGUUCCCUCUGGGGAAGGCAAGAGAAUGAUGAGAAGAGCAGCUGUGUGUGUUGAAUUUUCUCCAGGUGAAUUGGUACAGAGGUGAUCUUUUUUUAACUACUAGCAAUAACCACAUAUUGGGGUUUGAGUGCGCCUUGGGAGGGGGGUGGGAGGAGGACAGACUUUUGGCCAGACUGUUUCAAACAAAACCAAAAACCUAAAUAGAGCACUACCAUCCUCUGCUGCUGUGUUUCUGUAGAAAGCAACUUAUUUUUUGGAAUUUUUUUUUUUUAAAGAAAAGAAACAAAAAGACCCCAGCAAGCAAAAACAUUUUAAAAAAUAUUUUUUUUUCCUCCUAUUUAAGUGAUUCUUUCUCCUUCCUCUCUACUUUUGGAGAAUGAACUUAACGUCCCGGCUUCUUUUGUUAAGCCAUAGCUGACCUUAAUCUGUGGUUAGUUUAUUAAAAUAAUAAAAAUACUUUGUAAGAAGAGAUAUUUUUGAUAAUAGGACUGAUGUUGAAACUUGGGGUAGGGGUUAGGGGCAAUUUAUAAAAAGGUAGAGAAAUAUAUUUUAGUGAACUAUAACCACAGAUCACAGAUUACUCCCAAUGAGCUGAUCUGUCUUUGGGUUUCCCCCUCCCCCCCCGCCGCCCCCCCCAUCCUUUUCCCCAGAGGGCGGGAGUGGGUCUGUGGACACAGUAGCGGGGAGCUCCUUUGCAUUUUGCACAAAGCACAAGUCUGGACAGCCUAUGCUCUGGCCAGCACCAUUUCUAAGAGCUUUAAACUGGAGGACCUAUCCUGGGCCAAUUUUCCCUUUUCUUUAAAUUUUUUUUUUCUGGGGGGAAAAAAACUCAACUAUGCAAUUGUAUACACUCCUGGGUGCAUAUGAGGAAGGGGAAUAAGUGUACUUAAGUGUCCAGAGUGUUAAUUGGGGCUAUUUUUCUGUAUUUGGAUUUCUCUUUUGAGGUAUGUACUCAUAAACCAUCCUGUGGAAUGUAAUCCCCACAUUUGAUCCAAGGCAGACAUGGGCUGGAUGUGUGUGUUAGGGGGACUCGUGUUUGCCCUGUGUUGCUUCUGCCCAAUCAGGAAAGUUGUCAUCCCAUCUCCCCCUUGGUAACAAAGCCAGCCAAGACUGUCCUAUUCAUUGGAACUGCUCACAAUUUAGAAAGUUUCCUUUCUCCUCAACAAACUUGAAAAGUCACUUAUUUUCUAAAUCUGAUUGUUGAUUUAAUAAUUUCCAUGGCUGUUAAUUCUUACGCUUUUAUUUGAAAACAAACCUGGUGUUAAGGAAGCAAUGAGAUGAGGUCAAAGGAGAUAGGUUCCAAAGGAGGGUGGAGGGUAUGUAUAUAUUUCUGGGCAGGACUGGGACUAGUGUGAGACAAGCACGCCCCUCAGGUUCAAAACUUAAGGAGAUACCAAAAACUUAGUAAUCAAGAUAAAUACUGUUUUAAUGCAGUAUUUUUAAAAAUUAAUGCAAAAAAUCCAUGAUAAGCAAAAUAUCAGAAUCUUAAAAAAGACAGAAUCCAACAGGACUGGGGUUAGAGUGAGGGUAGGAACGCUGAAUUGAGCAAGUACGGGUUGAGUCCUGUCUUUAUUUAAAAUUUUGAUACUUUAGUCAUUGUGGAUUUUUUUACAUUAGUUUUGAUUUUCAAAAUAUACUGUGUUAAAAUAGUAUCUUGGUUACUGGGUUUUGGGGCACCCCUUAAAUUUUGUGCCCAAAGUGAGUGCCUUGCUCACCUUACCCUGUUUCCGGGGUUAGAACAACAUUGGUGAGACCACCACCUUAUGAACUUCGUCCCCUAACAUGCACCCAAACAACAGGUGGCUCAAACCCACACCAAGAAUUUGCAUAGCUCACCUAGCUUUCCCAUAGGCAUCCAUCUAUAUCAUAGGAUUUUGGCCUGGACCAAUAGAAAUGGAAACAGACCAGGGACUUUCCCAGAGAAUAAAACCAGGAAAGUUGAUUCUCCACUGGACUGCUGUGUUUGGAUUUGACCUGUUAUUAGAUUCUAGUUAAUACUUUUGUUUUUAAAAACUGAGGACAAAUGAACAAAAACGGAAACCUUGUGUCAUGUUUGCUUUUGUUCUGAUUUAUAAAUGAAUCAAUCGCAA
Molecule: messenger RNA, 7281 nt
Organism: Delphinapterus leucas (beluga whale)
Lineage: Eukaryota; Metazoa; Chordata; Mammalia; Artiodactyla; Monodontidae
Source: RefSeq, a predicted model, not a curated record